Molecule: messenger RNA, 6505 nt
Organism: Pygocentrus nattereri (red-bellied piranha)
Lineage: Eukaryota; Metazoa; Chordata; Actinopteri; Characiformes; Serrasalmidae
Gene: ralgapb
Product: Ral GTPase activating protein non-catalytic subunit beta
Exons: 31
Coding region: 169-4677 (1502 amino acids)
Biological process (GO): activation of GTPase activity; regulation of small GTPase mediated signal transduction
Molecular function (GO): GTPase activator activity
Source: RefSeq, a predicted model, not a curated record
GCUGCAGCCAAACCCUACCGCUGGAUGACGAUGGGAAGGAGGAUCUGAUCCAGCUAGUUAGUGACAAAGAUGCUGCAAAGUUUCUCCGGGCAGAAUUCUUGAAAAGCUGCGAGCGUUUGCUAUGACACCCGAAGCAGAACUUAGCUGGAUCCACUAGAAGCCUCAGCCAUGUACUCUGAGUGGAGGUCUUUACACCUGGUGGUCCAGAGCGAUCCAGGCCACCUGAGCGUGCUGCACUCCUACCCACCUACAGUUGGCCGUGAAGUGGCCAAUGCAGUGGUACGCCCCUUAGGGGGCAGCCUUGGAGCUACGUCCCCUGAGUGCCUCCUCAAGACUGAUAAAGAGGUGAAAUGGACUAUGGAAGUACUGUGUUAUGGGCUGACUCUUCCUCUGGAUGGAGAUACAGUUAAGUUGUGUGUGGAUGUCUAUACUGACUGGAUCAUGGCACUGGUGUCACCACGAGACUCCAUACCCCAACCCAUCAUCAAAGAGCCCAACCUUUAUGUACAAACUAUCCUCAAACAUCUUCACAACCUCUUCCUACCAAGGCCUGAACAGUUCAGCCCAAUGCACUUCAGGUUGUGUCAGCAGGUGUUGUCCGCAGUGCAGAAGCUGGCCCGAGAUUCUUCCAGCAUGGCUAGAGAAACCUGGGAGGUGCUGCUUCUUUUCCUGCUCCGCAUCAAUGACACAUUACUUGCCCCACCUACUGUAGGAGGUGGGAUAGCUGAGAAGCUAGCAGAGAAGCUUAUCAGUGUACUGUUUGAGGUCUGGUUUCUGGCCUGCACGCGUUGUUUCCCCACCCCCCCAUACUGGAAGACUGCCAGGGAGAUGCUGGCUAACUGGAGACACCACCCACCAGUGGUGGAACAGUGGAGCAAAGUUAUCGCCGCUCUCACCUCCAGGCUACUGAGGUUCACAUAUGGACCAUCCUUCCCUCCUUUCAAAGUGCCAGAUGAGGAUGCUAGUCUCAUUCCUGCAGAGAUGGACAAUGACUGUGUGGCGCAGACCUGGUACCGUUUUUUACACAUGCUCAGUAACCCAGUGGAUCUGAGUAACCCUGUCAUCGUAAGCUCAACUCCUAAGUUUCAAGAGCAGUUGCUUGGGGUGAGCAGUGUGCCUCAGGAGGUGAUCCAGCACCCCUGCCUCAAACAGCUGCCUCAGAUCUUCUUCAGGGCCAUGAGGGGCAUCAGCUGUUUGGUGGAUGCUUUCCUAGGUAUAUCCAGACCUCGGUCAGACAGUGCCCCACCCACUCCUGUUAAUAGACUUAGCAUGCCACCGCCCACUACGACCACCAACACGACACCCCCUCAUAGCCGCAGGCACAGACCCACAGCAGUAACCAAGACUACCAGCAAAACCACAACGACUGGCCAGUCCAAAGUGUCGCAUCAGCCUUCCUCCACCUCUCCCCUUUCCAGUCCAAACCAGACGAGCUCAGAGCCUCGACCUCUGCCUGCUCCUACCAGGCCAAAAGUCAACAGUGUCUUGAACCUGUUUGGUCAGUGGCUGUUUGAUGCUGCACUUGUCCACUGCAAACUUCAUUCUGGCCUCAGCAGAGAAAGUAGUAUGACUGCAACAUUUUUCCAAAUUCUUCUUUCUUAUAAAUCUUCCCUUGCAACUCAGGCUGGAGUUGAAUUGAGGAGAAAAGGCUCUCAGCUGUCUACUGACACCAUGGUGUCAAACCCCAUGUUUGAUGCCAAUGAGUUUCCAGACAAUUAUGAGUCUGGUCGAGCGGAGGCCUGUGGAACACUUUGCAGAAUCUUCUGCAGCAAAAAAACAGGAGAGGAAAUUCUACCUGUUUACCUGUCCAGGUUCUACAUGGUCCUCAUCCAAGGCCUUCAGAUUUCUGACUUCAUCUGCAGGCCAGUUUUGGCCAGUAUUAUUUUGAACUCCUCAGCUCUGUUUUGCUCUGAUCUGAAAGGGAUCAAUGUAGUGGUUCCAUACUUUAUAUCUGCACUGGAAAUUAUUCUACCUGAUCGUGAAUUGACCAAAUUUAAGUCAUAUGUGAACCCCACUGAACUUAGAAGAGCUUCCAUCAACAUUCUGCUGUCCAUGCUGCCUCUCCCACACCAUUUUGGCAAUGUCAAAUCGGAGGUUCUUUUGGAGGGUAAAUUCAGCAAUGAUGACAACUCACUUCAUGACAAAGCGGUAACCUUCCUCUCGCUGAAGCUGCGAUUGGUGAAUAUCUUGAUUGGUGCCCUGCAAACAGAGACAGAUCCCAUCAAUACACAGAUGAUAUUAGCUGCAAUGCUGAAUAUUGUUCAGGAUUCAGCACUUUUGGAAUCUAUAGGUGCCCAAGCUGAAGUAGGAAGUGUGGAUGGAAGUCAUUCUUUGGCUAAGAGCCAUAGUCGCAAUAACAGUGGAAUCAGUAAUGCCAGUGCAGGCAGCUCAGAGGCCACAACUCCUGACAGCGAGAGACCCGCCCAGGCAUUGCUGCGAGACUACGCUCUCCACACAGACACGGCGGCUGGCCUGCUGAUCCGCAGCAUACAUCUGGUCACCCAAAGACUAAACUCACAGUGGAGACCUGACAUGAGCAUCUCGCUCGCCGCUCUCGAGCUUCUCGCCGGCCUUGCCAAGGUGAAGGCGAGUGUGGAGUCAUCGGAUCGUAAGCGGGCUGUCAGUUCAGUUUGUGGCUAUAUUGUGUACCAGUGCAGUAGACCUGCUCCCCUCCACUCUAGAGACCUGCACUCUAUGAUCGUAGCUGCAUUCCAGUGCCUCUGUGUGUGGCUCACAGAACAUCCUGACAUGCUCAAUGAGAAGGAUUGCCUAAUAGAGGUGCUAGAAAUUGUGGAACUUGGCAUCUCGGGCAGCAAGUCAAAGACAGGUGAACAGGAAGUGAGGUAUAAAGGUGACAAAGAGCAUAACCCUGCCUCCAUGAGGGUCAAAGACGCGGCCGAAGCCACAUUGUCGUGUAUAAUGCAGGUGGUGGGGGCUUUCCCAUCCCCAAGCGGCCCUGCCUCCCCCUGCAGCCUGCUAAAUGAGGACACGCUAAUUAAAUACUCCAGGCUGACGUCCACCUCUCACAGUAACUUUAGAUACUAUGUCCUCGACAAUUCAGUCAUUCUGGCCAUGCUGGAGCAGCCCCUCGGCAAUGAGCAGAACCCCUGUCCAUCUGUCACAAUGCUCAUCCGAGGCAUGUGUGGUCGUCAUGCCUGGACCAUGCAACUGUUCCAUCAGCCUCGAGGGGCCAGGGCCAAUCAGAAGCAGGUGUUUGUUCCAGAGGGUCGGCCAACUCCCAAAAAUGACGUGGGGAUUCGGUUUAAUGUUAAGCACAGACCGUUCCCAGAAGAGGUGGACAAGAUUCCGUUUGUGAAAGCUGACCUAAGCAUUCCAGACCUGCAUGAUAUAGUGGAUAAGGAGCUGGAGCUGCAGCAUGAUAAGCUGCGUGGUGUGAUGGUGAAGCAGAUGGAGUAUGAGACCGCUUUGGAGCACUAUACUGAGGAUCUGUGGAGGAAUAAACCCUUCCCUGAUCCACUGACCGACUGUAAACCUCCUCCUCCAGCACAGGAGUUCCAAACUGCUCGCCUCUUUCUUUCACACUUUGGCUUCCUGUCGCUAGAGGCCCUCAAGGAACCAGGUAAUAGCCGUUUGCCUCCUCACCUCAUUGCUCUAGACUCAACUAUGUCAGGCUUCUUUGAUGACAUCGGCUACCUAGACUUGUUGCCAUGCCGUCCCUGUGACACAGUUUUUAUCUUCUACAUGAAGGCAGGACAGAAGAGCAGCCAAGAGAUCUUGAGAAAUGUAGAGUCUUCUGCGAAUGUGCAGCCACAUUUUGUGGAGCUUCUCUUGUCUCUGGGCUGGCCAGUUGAAGUAGGACAACACCCAGGCUGGACUGGGAGUGUGUAUACUAGCUGGACCAUCAACACAUCCAAUGGCACUGAUACACCAGAUGAGUGUGUGGCUGUGGGAGACACUGGAGUUGGGAUUUUUAAUGGAGAGAAAAGGGUUCUCUACUAUGCUGAUGCCCUCACUGAAAUAGCUUUUGUGGUGCCCUCACUCAGUGACUCCUCUGCGGAGUCAUCAGAGAACAGUUUCCCCACAGCAGACUCUGAUUCUCAGAUGGAGCUGCUGCCAAGCCUGCUGAAACAACCCAACCUCACAUUGGAGCUCUUCCCCAACCACUCGGACAACAUGGGCCCUACACAACGGUCUCCCACAGUGAAGAGUAAGAAGCUGCCAUCAGGCAGAAGUAUACCUCCUCUGGGUCCAGAGACUAAAGUACUGGUAGUCUGGGUGGAGCGAUAUGAUGACAUUGAAAACUUCCCUGUGUCUGAGUUGUUGGCAGAGACCAGCACAGGAGUGGAGAGUGCGGUCAACAGUAGUGCUUCCAGACCCAGCUCCUCAGAGAAGGAUGUCCCAGUCAUUUUCAUCCACCCACUGAAGACGGGUCUGUUCCGGAUCAAGCUGCAUGGAGCCAUGGGGAAGUUCAGCAUGGUCAUCCCACUAGUGGAUAACAUGGUGGUCAGCAGGCGAUCACUGGGCUUCCUAGUAAGACAGACGGUGAUAAAUGCUUGUCGGAGAAAGCGCCUGGAGAGCGAUUCGUACAGUCCUCCUCAUGUACGACGGAAACAGAAAAUAGCUGAAAUUGUUAACCGUUACCGGAACAAGCAGCUGGAACCUGAGUUCUACACAUCACUGUUUCAGGAGGUCGGAGAGACUAGCCUCAACCCUUAAACAUACACACAGAGGUUCUUCUCCAUGAUCGAUGGGGAACUGCUGUUUUUUUUUUUUUUUGUUUUUGUUUUUGCCAAAUGGCCAUAGUCUCUCAGCUGUCAAAGGCUACAGCCAUUGCCCCAUGACAGCUUCCUAGCUGAUCCAAACGCUGAUGCCAGAAUGGAUGCUUUUUCCGUUUUUCUCAUUACUGUAUUUCAUGUGCUUUUAUUUUUACGUCAUCCAAGACUGGAAAGGAGAAGGCAUUAGAUGCAAGAUGAGACAAUUUACUCUAAGAACACUAUCCAUAGUAAACACUAAUGUCAGUGUCAGCAGUGGAGUUUAGAUAGGUUGACUUUGGCUUUUCUCCUCCAGAUAUGUACACACACACGUCUGUGUUGAUGCAUAAUGUUAUUUUCUUUUCAAACUCAGGUGGUUUUACCAUUCUUCAUAUGCAUUGACAUGGUCAUGUAAUUCAGUGCACUCCAACAAGCUGACCUCAGCUUUAUCUCUCUCUCUCUCUCUCUCUCUCUCUCUCUCUCUCUCUCUCUCUCUCUCUCUCUCUCUCUCUCUCUCUCUCUCUCUCUCUCUCUCAAAUAUUGUCAUCCGUGGACUUUGACUUCACAGAAGUCCUUAUUAACGUUAAUACUCCAUUCAGAGAAUGUUUGGAUUUUUUCAUUUUAUGUAUUUAUCUAACGGUUGUGAAGAUGACUUUAAAGGUCCUCCAAAGUGGUUGAGAUUUUAAAGUCACUGACAAACUACUGAUCACUCCAGUACUUGUAGAGAUCCCAGACGUUUGGCGCUUACUAUCGUCCUCCUUCAACUCUAGAUUUGUGCAGUUAAACCUGUGGUGGGAUUCGCUUGUCACCCUCACCAGCUAGUGUCUUUUAGUUCAGCUUGACUGUGAUCCUUCCAAACACGAUUUCAAUUCAAACAGUCAUAAGGGCUUCGAUCCUUUAUUUCCUCUUGUUUUUCAUCCUAUUUUAUAAGUUAUCUGGUAAAUGUAGGUGCCACUAAUUUUUCUUCUUUUGUAAUUUCUGCUGGAUGUCAGAAACACUGGUCUUUUUAGACGUUAUUUUCAUUUUUCAUCCUUUUUUUUAGAAAUAUAUAUGAAAAAAAAAGAUUAUUUGAUCCACAGGAAAUCAUGUUUCAUCUCUCAUUUAAUGAGGGAUGCUUGGCAUGUCAUUUUGUCUCUGUCAUGUAUUUUUGACAUACAGCUUUUAAAACACAGGUCACUACAGAGAAUAGUCGAUUGAAAGGAAUGACUGUUAAAACAUUACUGUACCUGGUCCAUGAUGCUCAUUCAGGUUAACCUGCUUUUUUCAUUUUCUUUCAUUUCCCUCCAUUUAAAAAGAGAAAAUGCCUUUAGUCAGUAAAGGACAAGUCUUGUGUUGCUCUUAUGAGUCCCUUUCCUCACAAUUGGAAAGUUUGAUGUUGAGAGAACAUCAUAACCAGUUGACAAGUAUUCCUAAGAUAAUGAAUCACAUCUGUUUUUGUGUCUGUAGAAAAUCACAAAAUUCCCAGCUGAUGAAAAUGAAUAUAGAAUAUCAGAAUAUAAACGACUUCAGCAAACCGCUUCUCAAGACUUGGACCUUUAUUUGGUUGAUUAGAGAUGUGCUUUCUUCUUUAUUUUCUUCUGUAAAUAUUUAAGGCAUCGACUUUGUAUAAAGUUGGACUUUACUUGUAAAUAUGAGGGUGUGAAGUUUCGCUCACUCAUUCUAUUAGGAAAGGCACAAAAAAGAACGCUCGUUUGUAUUUAUGCCUAUCAUAUAUGUGUCCUAAAGAAACACAUUGGGUAUUGAAUGUAACACAUGUAAUGAAAUAAAGAUUUUAAUUAACUUCUUAUCAUAAA